Molecule: messenger RNA, 3575 nt
Organism: Dipodomys ordii (Ord's kangaroo rat)
Lineage: Eukaryota; Metazoa; Chordata; Mammalia; Rodentia; Heteromyidae
Gene: Man1b1
Product: mannosidase, alpha, class 1B, member 1
Exons: 12
Coding region: 98-2023 (641 amino acids)
Biological process (GO): carbohydrate metabolic process; N-glycan processing
Cellular component (GO): membrane; endoplasmic reticulum
Molecular function (GO): calcium ion binding; mannosyl-oligosaccharide 1,2-alpha-mannosidase activity
Source: RefSeq, a predicted model, not a curated record
GUGUGCACGGUGGUGCUAUGGCCGCCGGCGCUGUGCUUCAGACUUGGGCUUCCUGACGCCGUCCGCGGGCGGAGUCGCGCCGGCCGGAGUCGACGGCAUGUAUCCGCCGCCGCCGCCGGCGCCCCACCAGGACUUCAUCUCGGUGACGCUGAGCCUGGGCGAGAGCUACGACAACAACAAGAGCCGGCGGCGGCGCUCCUGCUGGAGGAAAUGGAAGCAGCUGUCGAGGUUACAGCGGAACGUGAUUCUUUUCCUCUUGGCCUUUCUGAUUCUUUGUGGGUUCCUGUCCUACGUACACAUGGCUGACCAGUGGAAAGCCCUGAGUAGCAGACCUGAAGAAGAGCAGAAGAUGAGACCAGAAAUCCCUGGGUUGAAACCAGCAAACCCACCCGUCUUACCAGCUCCACAGAAAGCAGACACCAAUCCAGAAGACAUUCCACAGAUGUUGCCUCAGAAGCCUCGAAAGCAUUUCCGGCGGGGACCUCCCCACCUGCAGAUCAGAGCCCCCAACACAGUGUCCAGAGAUGGCACACAGAACAUGGCUAAGGAGCAGGAGGUGGCCCCCAGGGACGCUCACCAGGAAGAAAACACGCAGCACACAGUCAUCAGCUGGCGGGGCGCAGUGAUUGAGCCUGAGCAGAACACUGAACUCCCUUCCAGAAGAGCAGAAGCCUCUGCCAAGCCUUACUUGGUGGCAGCCAGGAUGCAGAAAGAACCAUGUGAGUCUUCCCACCCGGCCUGCAUGUCUUACCGGGGCCUGGGUUUGAGUCUGGAGGUUAGUGUGCUCUGCAUGCCAGCAGUGGCUUGUUCCCUUAACCUUCACUCUCUUAAUGUCACAGAAUUUGAAGAAGCCCGGAAGUGGGUAUCACAGAAGUUGAACUUUAAGAAGAAUGUGGAUGUCAACCUGUUUGAGAGCACCAUCCGAAUCCUAGGAGGCCUGCUGAGUGCCUACCACCUGUCAGGAGACAGCCUGUUCCUUAGGAAAGCUGAAGAUUUUGGAAAUCGGCUCAUGCCUGCCUUCGCCACACCAUCCAAGAUCCCGUACUCUGAUGUGAACAUUGGCACUGGAGUUGCCCAUCCGCCCCAGUGGACCUCAGAUAGCACAGUGGCUGAGGUGACCAGCAUCCAGCUAGAAUUCCGAGAGCUCUCUCGCCUCACAGGAACCAAGAAAUUCCAGGAGGCAGCAGAGGAGGUGACGAGGCACAUCCACUCCCUGUCCGGAAAGAAGGAUGGGCUGGUGCCCAUGUUCAUCAACACACACAGUGGCCUCUUCACUCACCCAGGCGUGUUCACCUUGGGCGCCAGGGCCGACAGCUACUAUGAAUACCUGCUGAAGCAGUGGAUCCAGGGCGGGAAGAAGGAGACACAGUUAUUGGAAGACUACCUUAAAGCCAUUGAGGGAAUAAAGACACACCUGCUUCGGCAUUCCCAGCCCAGGAAACUCACCUUUGUGGGGGAGCUUGCCCACGGCCGCUUCAGUGCCAAGAUGGACCACCUGGUGUGCUUCCUGCCAGGGACGCUGGCUCUGGGCGUCCACCAUGGCCUCCCGGGCAACCACAUGGAACUAGCCCAAGCACUUAUGGAGACCUGCUACCAGAUGAACCGUCAGAUGGAGACCGGGCUCAGCCCUGAGAUCGCACACUUCAACCUGUACCCCCGGGCGGACCGGCAGGAUGUGGAGGUCAAGCCGGCCGACAGGCACAACCUUCUGCGACCAGAGACUGUGGAGAGCCUCUUCUACCUGUACCGGAUCACAGGGGACCGCAAGUACCAAGACUGGGGCUGGGACAUCUUGCAGAGCUUCAACAAGUAUACUCGGGUCCCCUCGGGUGGCUAUUCCUCUAUCAACAAUGUCCAGGACUCCCACAGACCUGAGCCCAGGGACAAGAUGGAGAGCUUCUUCCUAGGGGAAACACUGAAGUACCUCUACCUGCUGUUUUCUGAUGACCCAGACCUGCUCAGCUUGGACUCCUAUGUGUUCAACACCGAGGCCCAUCCCCUGCCCAUCUGGGCUCCCACCUAGGGGACAGCUCCUGGCCUAGGAACUGCUGGGAGGUAGAGGUGGCCCAGUUGGGUCUGGGAUAUUCAAAGGCCUGUGUGAAAUCGGGCAGCCACUGAGCACCAGUGCUCUUUGCCGCCCCGGCUUCUCGUCUCUGCUGCUCACAGGACACUGUGUAGAACAGAACCAGAUCAGCAGGUGUGUGGCUCAGGGAGAGUUAGUUUACCAGAAGAUCUUGACCUUCCUUCAAAAUUUGGAUUACAAUUCCCUACUCAUAAUGUUGAUCCAACCUGUCUGCCAGCUGCAAGGAGGCCCUGGUGGUUCCCAGGGCCGCAGCCCACCCCUUGGGCUGCUUAGAACCCAGAGCCUGUGUUGUGUUCAGAGAAGAGCCAAGGGGAUGGCCCACCAGCCGCUCUGCUCCAGCUAACAGCACUUACGAGUUCCAAGGAUUGGCAUGGGCCUCUGAGACCCCCGUGGAGCCCUGAGGCUUUGAACCUGGCUCUGGUGUUUACAUGUUGGACUCAGGGAUCCUCCUGACACCCCAUGGUGUCUCACAGGAGGGGGGACAGCAAUUUGACUUUGCACCCUGGUAGAAUGGGACUUUUCAGCUGGGAUAAAAUUUGACUUGCCCCCCUGUGAUGGCUGCUCUAUGUGUAAGGGGUCUCAGAAACAACUUCAGAGGUCGGCAUGCUCUUCCAGGUUACAGCCCAUUAUCUGUUCCGUGAGGUCAGCAGUGCUUUUCUGGGUCACACUGUUAUCUGUCCCCUGAAGUCAGACCUGCUGGUGUCUGCUGCAGGUGGGAAGAACAGAAUGAGAAGUUCUGCAAGUGAGGGCCACACUGUCCGGGGAUGGUGCCGGGCAUGGCCCAGAGCUAGCCGCCUGCCCUGUGUCUAGUGUGGUGCCCUUGUCAUACAGCCCACUAGCUGGGACCCCCUCCUAGAUCGGAUAGAUGCCUUGGGAUAGCCUAGCUCCACCCUUCUGUGUUGAGCAUGAAGAGCACUUGCGUCAUUCCUGCAAGAUCCUUCUUCCCCAGGAAAGCUAGAGCCUGGGCAGCACAGGGUGAGGACACAUGGACCAACUGACUGUGUCCACCAGCUCCUGCAGGGCCCAUUCACUACCUGUGUGCAGCCCAGAGCAGUCCUCUUCCUUCACCUACCUGAAGCACAGGUGUUCUGGAAGGACCAGUCAUGAGCUGUCCCUGGGCCUUGUGGCUCUCAUGGCUGCUAGGAGACCCUGGCGCCCUCCCCGUGUGGAGGGAGUGGCCAGGCCUCCUAGCCGCAGCCUGCCCCAUGUUGCCCAGCAGUGGACAGUGACUGACUUCUCUCUGGAGUUGGCCUGCAGACAGGCUCUAAGGAGCUGACAGAAAGCACACAUUCUUCAUCUCUUGCCUUGGCCUCCUAACCAGAGGUGCUCUGUAGGGGACCCGGUGUGGGGCAGAGGCUGGCACUGGCUGUGCUGGAGCCAGGAUGGGACCUGUCCUGGGAGCAGGAGACCGGCCCCUGGGAAAGAGCACCCUGCACGUCACACUUGAGUUGAGGAAUCUGCUUUAUUAAAUGUUGGAUCGGUGGGCCAAGCA